This is a messenger RNA of Emiliania huxleyi CCMP1516, 1353 nucleotides long. RefSeq lists its product as hypothetical. The transcript has 8 exons. The record is from RefSeq and is a predicted model, not a curated record. Lineage: Eukaryota; Haptophyta; Isochrysidales; Noelaerhabdaceae. Gene Ontology annotation, molecular function: protein binding; transcription coactivator activity. The coding region runs from base 1 to 1353 and encodes 450 amino acids.
AUGGAGGUUCGCAAGGCCUUUUACCGCGCCGCCAAGGCGCGGCAGUUCCAGGCGGCGUGGGACCUGCUCGCGUCGGCCCGCCGGUCGGGCGUCGCCGACAAGCACAUGUACGGCGUCGGCCUCUCGAUCGCGUCCUCCGCUGGCCGUACCGGGUGGGUGGAUGCCCUGUGGCGGGAGCUGCGGCAAGCGCCUGAGCUGCGGCGAACGCGCGAGCGGCAGCCGAGCGAAGGCCAAUCCGCCAGGCUCAACGCGCCGCUCUGCACCGCUCUCAUCACCGCGUUCGGGAGCGACCGGGACGGCUCGCGGCUGGGCAGCUGCCGCGCAGUGCUGCAGUGGGCGGUCGAGCACGGCAUCGCAAACACCACCACGUACAACGCCUUUCUGCACUGCGCGAGCCGCUCAAUCGGAGGAACGGCGUCGGCGCGGCGCGGCCGGCGGCGCGGCGGCGCGGCAGCGAGUGACGAUACGUCGGCGACUGACGCGGCCGCCCUGGCAGUGGCGAUGACGGACCAGGCGCUGGCCCAGAUGGGCAACGCCCUCAUCGCCGCGGCGGCGCGCGCGGGCGACGCGGUGCUCGCACUCGACACGCUGGCCUCGCUCGGCGACGCUGCGUCGAUCGUCUCGUACAACGCGGCGCUGCAGGCGCUGGUCAAGAGCGACCAGUCGCUCGACCGCGUCGCCCACGCGCUCGAGCUGCGGCGGGCGAUGGCCGAGGCGGGGCUGGCGGAGGACGAGGCCUCCGUCUCGAGCUUGCUCGCCAUCUUCGGCGACGGCCCACUCGGCGAGGAGCUGCUCGCCGAGCGGAGCUUGCAGCAGCAGCAGCAGCAGCAACAACAACACCAGCAGGGCCAACCGCAGGGGCAGCAGCAGCAGCAGCAGCAGCAGCAGCAGCAGCAGCAGCAGCAGCAGCAGCAGCAGCAGCAGCAGCAGCAGCGUGCGACGCCGUGGGCGAGCGACGGCGGCGUCGAGCCGUCGACACCAGAGCGGCAGCCGCGCGGCGUGCUCUCCUUCCCCCUCUCCUUCCCCCUCUCCUUCACCGCCACCGGCGUGAAGCCCGCGUCGGGUCGUACGUACUUUGAGCUGCCUGGGAGAUACUCGCGAGUGGUGUACUCAAGCAGAGAGGUGGACUCAAGCAGGCACGGGAUGCGCCGCGCUCCGGACGGGUCGCUGCACGCGCUCACGGCCGCCUUCCUCAGCGGCGCGAGCAUCGGGCGGCUCGAGCGCGCGGCGGCGAACGAGACGGUCGCGCAGCGGACGCAGACCAUUCUGAAGGGGUCGCUCGUCCGCGUGGGCCUCGCGCUCAGCGCGGUGGCGGCGGUGAGCCUGAUCCCGAGGCUGGCGGCGCUCGUGUGA